AAGAAGGAAAACGAGGACCUCCGGGAGCAGCUGGGAGGAGACAAAAGUUGUUUCAGGCGGCAGCGGCGAGGCUGGUGGCAACAACUUUUAUCCCUGCCGAGGGGACAGACAGACAGACAGACAGACGAGGGGUUGAAGCUGUAUUUCUCUCUGCUGGCCUAUGUAUGUGGACCACCCUCUGUCCUGUUCAGCCCAUUUAGAUUUUGACUUAAAUGUAGGCUCUUAGUCCGGUGUAAAGCUGAUGGGUGGGAGCAAAGGUAAAGAAUGAUGUAAUGCGGCGGCAGCCAGAAAGCAUCUUUUGUUUGAAUUGUGAAAUGGCUACUCCAUAGUCAUCUCCGAAUGAAUCAGAUGUGAGGGGCUGCUUUGUGGAAUGAACCCUUUGUAACAGCACAUCAACUGGAAGCAGGAGGAGACAUUCAGUUUAAGAGCUCUUUCUGAAAAUGAGUUUAACUUUUCUUUUGCCAGUCACUACCAGCAUGACCUCAUACACUUCUAGUACAAUGGUGUGGCUAAGCCUUUGAGUACACAGCCAUUACAUCAUCGCAGCAAAUUAGAGAGGGAGGUGGUGAAAGAGGCCUAAUUGUUGUCAUGGCCGAUGAGAUGAUCAGGACUCAACUCAUUGUCGCCGAGAAGUUGGUGGCUUUGCUGGAGAGUGGUACAGAAAAAUUGCUACUGAUUGACAGCCGUCCCUUUGUGGAAUACAAUACGUCCCACAUCUUGGAUGCCGUCAACAUCAACUGCUCCAAGCUUAUGAAGCGGAGGCUGCAGCAGGACAAAGUUUUGAUUACAGAGCUCAUUCAGCAUUCUGCAAAACAUAAGAUUGAAAUUGAUUGCAAGCAGGAAGUGGUAGUGUAUGACCAAAGCUCUAAAGAUGUGACCUCUCUCUCAUCUGAUUGCUUUCUUACUGUGCUCCUGGGCAAACUGGAGAAGAAUUUCAACUCUGUGUAUCUGCUUUCAGGUGGAUUUGCUGAGUUCUCCAGCUCUUUCCCUGGUCUCUGUGAAGGAAAAUCCACGCUUGUUCCUACUUGCAUUUCUCAACCUUGCCUACCUGUCUCCAACGUUGGCCCAACCAGGAUCCUGCCUCAUCUCUAUCUUGGGUGUCAGCGGGAUGUGCUCAACAAGGAGCUGAUGCAGCAGAAUGAUAUUUGCUAUGUACUGAAUGCCAGCAAUACUUGUCCAAAGCCUGAUUUUAUUCCAGAAUCCCAUUUCCUGAGAGUGCCUGUGAAUGACAGCUUUUGUGAGAAAAUUUUGCCUUGGCUGGAUAAAUCAGUCGAUUUUAUAGAAAAAGCAAAAGCAUCAAAUGGCCAUGUGUUAGUGCACUGUUUAGCUGGAAUAUCUCGUUCUGCCACAAUCGCUAUUGCAUACAUCAUGAAGAGAAUGGAUAUGUCCCUAGAUGAAGCUUACAGAUUUGUGAAGGAAAAAAGGCCAACCAUUUCUCCCAACUUCAACUUUCUGGGCCAGCUUUUGGACUUUGAGAAAAAGAUCAAGAACCAGAGCAGUCAACCAGGACACAUUAGUAAACUGAAACUUCUGCAUUUGGAAAAAAGCAGUGAGCACGUGGUAGUCCCAGAAGGGGGGCAGAGCAGCCUCUCCACUAACCAGCUCUGCAUUACUGCUACCUCCGAGAUCGUGGAGCCAAAGCCGAUGGACUGCGGCAGUGCACCACACAGGCACUUGUCCCCUCUGGAAGAUGGCCCGCUGGUACAGGGCAUAAAUGGAUUGCACGUCUCCCUAGAUAAGGUGGAGGACAGCAACCGGCUGAAGCGCUCCUUUUCUUUGGAUAUCAAAUCUGUGUCCUACUCGGCAAGUAGCAGCCGUGUGACUGCAUCGGUUCAGGGCUUUGCCUCGUCUGAAGACACCCUGGAGUACUACAAACAUGCAACUGCUUUAGAAGGCAGCGGCAAGUUGUGUCAGUUCUCCCCUGUCCAGGAGGUCUCAGAGCAGACCCCAGAAACCAGCCCUGACAAAGAGGAAGCAAACCCUCCCAAGAAAACCCAGAACACUUGGCAGCUGGAGAGCCAGAGCAAACGGCAACACCUGGGGAGAACCAGCAGCAGCGCCACCACUCAGCGGUCGCUCCUGUACCCUCUCCACCGGAGCGGGAGCAUGGAAGACAACUACCAAACGAACUUCUUGUUUGGUCUUUCCACCAGCCAGCAGCAUUUAGCAAAGUCUGCUGCUGGGCUGGGCCUCAAAGGCUGGCACUCGGACAUCUUGGCUCCUCAGACAUCGGCUACAUCCCUUACCAACAGCUGGUAUUUUGCAACCGAGUCGUCGCAUUUCUACUCUGCCUCUGCCAUCUAUGGGAACAGCGCUGCUUACUCUGCCUACAGCUGUAGUCAGCUGCCCACGGGCUGUGACCAGGCCUGUGCUGUGCGCAGGAGACCAAAGCAGGGUGAUCGAGGUGACUCCAGGCGGAGCUGGCAUGAGGAAAGCUCUUUUGAAAAGCAGUUUAAGCGCAGAAGCUGCCAGAUGGAAUUUGGGGAGAGCAUCAUGUCAGACAACAGAUCUAGAGAAGAACUGGGGAAAGUAGGAAGUCAGUCAAGCUUUUCAGGCAGCAUGGAAAUCAUUGAAGUGUCUUGAGGGGCAGCAGGCUUGUGUGACUGUAUCGGAGUUGUUUCCCCCUCCAAGGCUGCUCCCCCAGCAUUUUAAAGGUCCCUGUAAAUCUGAAAAGAACAAACUUUGUGCAAAAAGGUCGGGGAGGGAAGAAAUGCAGGGCUUUGGUGUGAAAACAGUGACUAGGUUAAUACAGUGAAGAAAUGACAAAUGAACAUCUACCUGAGGAGACUGACCAUACCGCUGGGUUUUCCUCCUCCCCUUUCCUGGAGAAGGGCUGAACAUUUCAAAGAUCUUUCCCUGACAGAGGAAACAAUUAGAUGCAAUUGAUUGCAUAUCCUUUCAGUGUUUUUUUACAAUGGAAGCUGUCUUGGUAUCAAACCCUUACUCUGGUUCCACUGGAACACGCGCCUAACCAUCAAAGCUAGUUUUGUUCUCCCUUCCUCAUACCCCACAUCUUUACCAGUGCACCUUAGCCCUGACACUGAGCCAACCUCUGGAGGGAGACCUUUUUCCCCAUAUAAAAGGAGACCGGGAGUGAUUCCAAAGGAUGUAGGGUCUCGUUACGGCUGGUCUGAACGGACAGUUCAGACAAAUGUAAAUACUGGUCUAACUAUUGUUCUACUGGAUAGGCUUUAGGUGGUUCACUAGAGAGCUGCUUCAGAGAAAAGAAAAAGAAACAGUACCUCAAAAAUCUAAAAAAAUAAACUAGGGCUUUAUGGCUGCCAGAUGCUGGGAGUCAGUUCUUAAACAAUGUGAACAAGUAACAAGUAGCCACAUUGGAUUCUAUUUUUUUUUUUAAAGCUGUCUACGCACAAGUGUUGCAGUUGGCCCAGCAGCAAUUCUUAAAAAAGAUAAAUGAACUCUACUUACGACUGCCUCCCCGGUCUUUUGAAAUAUAAAAUAAGCAGUAUUUGUAUUUUUUCUAUUAAGCUGCUGUCUGGGAGAGGGGUAGCUGCUUUGGCUUCUAAGCUGUAGCAGAGGGGUUAAUAUUUAUGGUUCUAUGCAAGAGCAGUGGCUGGUACAAUGUCCCAACAUCCAGUUCUUGCCAACUGCCAAUUCAACAGACAGCUCUUAACAGCUCAUUUUUUUUUGUUUGUUUUUAAAGCUAAAAAUGGGCUGUUGUCCUUCACUUCCAUUAAGGAACUGCUCUUCUUUUCUGGUUCCAGUAACCUGUAGAGUAGGGGUAAUUCAGGUGGCUUGAGUUUCUUUUCUAUCCCAACAUCCUCACUUAAACCAUGGUGACUUGGAGGUAGAAAAUUCUAAUUAGUUUUGCUGGCUUCAUCUGAGAAAGAGAAGUCUGGCUGGCUGCCCAAAGAUGGCCCUCCAGCGUCUCAUCUCAUAGUUUGGUAUGGAAGGAAGGAAGGGGGUUUGAGAAGAGGCAGUGUUAGUUGGAAAAGCCUGCUCACCUCCUGCAGUCAUGGCUCCAAAGGAACUUGAUCCUGGCUGUUGUUCUCUGUCCCAGCAUAGGGUCUCGGUUUCCCAGCGUACUGUAGCGUGGUUUGGCUGCAGCCACAUCUAGCCGUGUGGCUGCUGGCUGGUACUGUGUCCUCACCACGCGAGGAACACGCCAGCUCAAGGAGGUGUCACUUCCCUGCUGCCAACGGGGCUGUCUCAUGGCAGAUCAGGCCCAGCCAUCGUUGUGGCGUUUUUGAGAGCAAACCAGUCCCUUCCCCUCCAGCUUGCCAUUCAUGCGGUACUUUGGCUGCUGCUGCUCAAACUCUUCUGUGUGCACGCGUCGCUGCAAGAGGUUUGUGGUUAGCGAUGGGUCUACCAGAGGCACAGUGGAAGGCUUCAUCCUUGCUGCUCCCAUGGGAGCUGCACAGGGGUGAUAUUGCUCUUGCCCAGCACCCCAAGAACACGCGUAUCAAGGGGAACUGUAUUGUUUUGUCCCAUUUCAGUGCAGGCAGCUGAAAAUUGUAAAUCCCAUGUGAUAAGCACCCCCAGCCAACAGCUUUAAAAAAAAAAUUUUCAGCAGCAGACUGAAGCCCUACUUAAAGUCAGCAGCUUGGGUUAUGUUUUGUUUUGUUUUUACUGUAAGUUUAGCUAGUUUGUGACUCAAAUCUCAGGUUUUACUAUAUUGAAAAGUGGAGAAGAUUUUUGUCAUUGUUUUGGGGCUAGGAUGUGACUUUAAUUUCCUACAGCAGACUCUUUUAAAAUAGCACUGAAAGCUACAACAGUCAUUAACUUGAUCCUAAAAAAAGUGCAAAAGGCACAGAGAAAGAGGCAGCACCAGGAAUAACAGAACCCAGAGGCUGUGCUCGUGAUGUGUGUAGGAGAUGCUGGAAGAAGGAGUGGUCUGGGUAAAGGAUAAGUUGACACCACACUGGAAAGCAUGUCAGGUCUUGGCUAGUCAUUAAACAUGCCUGCCACUUGUCUCUGUUUACAUAUCAAGUGAAAGCAAUUACAUUACAACUAUUUUCAGCAUAUAUACACAUGCCCUGUGUGUACAUACACGUACAUAAAUGAUCUAGCCGUGCUCCUUUCAGCCAGAUUUCAGUAAAAGCCCGUGUGUUUGAUUUAAAUCAGUUGAUAGGGGUUAACACAAAUCAAUGCCUAGAUGCAGAACCAAGUUCCCUGUCUUUUGUGCUCCUACACUCCCCUUCUAUACAUACAAAUAUGUAUGUUUGGGUUUCGUUUGGUUAAUCACCUUCUGAGGAACUGAAAUCUGGUCUUCUAGCUCUGUGAUUUCCAGUAACACAAUGGUCACUGAAUGAAUCAAAGCUGUAGGCUCGGUAUUUCUAGGGACAGGUUCCUGUGGGAGGAAGCCUUAACUCCAUGUCCUGCACAGGGUGGUGCCCUGUCUCUUGUCUGAACUGUUGUUCUGUACCUGAACAAUGCUGGAAAUGGGUUUUCAGAAGUUUGGAAAGUGAAAUAGAGGAUGUGAGGGCGGGAAUGUGUUCAAUAUGAAUAUAAUGUUCUUUGGUGUAUGGCAAGCUGUUUAAAUGGUUCAGAGAUGCGAGUUUCUCAUCUUGUGUCAUGAGCAUUACCUGUAUGUUAUGAUGAAAUAAAAUCAGAAAUGGUACCUGUUUAUAUAGAACGGCUGAGGAGGGAGCUUGUGUGCCUCUGGCUAUGGAGUGCGCGUAACCUGCCUGCAGUACAACCUGCUCCCCAGCACCCAGGACUAGCAGGGGACUCGGCCUUGUCAUACCUAUCAUUCUCUGCAGAUGCGUGUCUCUUACUGACACGGGCUGUGCAGCUUUGGACCACUUAUUGCAAGCAGUAGUGAUUUUACAGCGCCAGUAACAGUUUCAGCCUCUUCCCUGUUCCCGCUUACCCCACCUCUUCUGCUCCUUUAAACGGCAGCAGUGGCUCUUCUCUGCAUUAACAAUUUAUGAUGUCUAAUACUACUGUGAGUAAACUAUUCCCAAGGCAGCUGUGCUGGUCUUACUGAAGCAAGUAUUUCAAGUUUGUUACCUAGGAUGAACCCCAUACUUGUUUUUUUCUCCCAGAUUUCUUAUUUGAUGAAUUUAAUUACUUGUUUAACUACUUGUUUAGACUGCUUCUGCCAGGCCUAAAGCAUUCAGAGCGACUUCUGAUUGCUGAGGGAGGGGUCUGGCCCUCAUCGCUCCUUCAGAGCACAGCUUAUCCAAAUGGAGCGUGUAUUAAAUCCUGCAGUCGACUAUGGCUGCUAUGGUUAUAUCCUUGGAUGGCAAAGCAGGUGGGUUUAUGUAAUAGCAUCUUCAAACUCAGGUGCAGCAAACAGAAACAUUUGCUUUUAAAAACCAGAUAAUCCCAAAGCAUAACUCCAGAAAGGGAAAUGCAGAAUCUUUAGCCUCUCUAAGAGACACCAUGCCAUCAGCCAGAGCACAAGUAGCAAACUGCAUGAGCUUCUGUGCUUACUUUCUACAAACAAGACAUACCGGCUCUUACAUAGAAAGCAUUCAGCCCUUGCACGGUAAAGCAAAAACUAUGCACAAUACUAGACCUAGAUGGCAUCAGCUUCUUAUCCUACAAAACAGGUUGACUUGACAAUCCUCUAAGAUUUAUCUCUCUGCUCUGGACUCUGUUGUCCACUUCUGAUCCCAGCAGGUCAGACUACCUGUUUAUUCCCUCAAGUUGUUUUUUUUUGGAACAUGCACUUUAGCUUUCACCACUCCGCAUUUUGCCUGCUUUGCAGGACUUGCUCUGUUCUUGUUCCUCCAUCUCUCUGCUCUUGCCCCAGCCAGUAGAAACCUCUGUGAAUAGACAGUCUAACUCCAUCUCUAGUUAAACACAAGAGGCAACUGAAAAGUCUCACGCGUGUCAGCAACAAUUAAUUUCCAUUUCAUUGACUGGCAUCACUGGGAAGGGGCCCCUGAGGUCACCGGGCUCUUGAUUUAACCAUCCCAGUUACAUUCCUAGAGUGAAGUGAACUGAAAACAGGGCAAAUAUCUCAGCAGCAUGGGCCAGGUAGCCCUACUUUAGAGGGGGCCGGAGGGGCAGGAUGGGGUGUGGGACUAAGAGAGAGAGCAGAAAUGUGGUCGUUACAUGAGCUGCUGUUUUUAUAAACUCUAUGUUCAUUAAUGGGGCUGCUCAUUAUGCUUUGACUCACAGCCCAAGUUUUAAAUGGCUUUCUGUGAGGAAAUGGUGGUUUCAAAAGCCCAGAACAGUUGCCUGGCACUUCUCCUGGGGACAGCACGGAAGUCCUAAUAAGGCUGUUAGUGUCUCUUUUUAAAUCUGAAAUGAGUGAGGUUUAGCCAGACUUACCUACCGAGACAUUUUAAUUCGAUAGCCAUACCCUCACUGACCACUUGGCAAGCCUGUAUUUGUUUGUGAUGUUUCUGAGAAAAAAGUACAGUUAUUCUAGUAUUUGCAGACCUCCUAGAAUUACGAUACAAUACCUCUAUUAUAUCAUACACAGAAAACCACAGUUGGGAAUUCAGGUAGAACAGUGUUUGUAAUACAUCAGCGUAGCCUGGCAACUGGCCUUUCCCUUUGAACUAUGCCUACAGAGAACUUCUUGGCCCCUGGGCCCAAACGGUUGCUCUGAGGCAAACUGAAGUGCUUCUGUAGUGAAGCCUUUGGCUAUUCUACACUUCAAGAAUAUUAACAAGAGCUACUACAAAUAGAAAAGGAAAGGGAGCUAUUUCUAGCCUGCAACACUCAGCCCUCUGGGAAGGGGCUGCUUUCCUAGCACAGAAAAUGCUGUGAACCAGACAUCUGGGGAACUGCUGGAAGGGAUUGCUCACUUUGAGGUGUGGAUUCCAGCUGCUGUUCACAGGGACCAUUGCCCAGCACCACUCCUGUACAAAGCCCAAGUGGGAUAGAUCAUAGGCAGUGAUGAGGCUGGGGCAUCAGAUCACACGAAAAACAGCACUGCCCCCUCGACCCUAUAUGUUUGUCUCUCUCUCUUUGUUCAGCAGCCCCUGUGCCAACCCUUGUGCAGUAGGUGACAGCCCCUUUGCUUUCCCACUGCUGGGACAGCAGCAAAUGCUGCAGGUAUGGUUACUUCUACUCUUCUAAACCACUGAUUUUUCUAUUAGAAUAAUCUGUUUCCUGCAGGAAACUGAUCCAUCACAGGAUCUUCUCAAAGUUGAGCUUCCCUGAGCAAGGAGCAAUCAGGUCUUAGAGCAGCUGCCCCUUGCUUUUCUAAAAACCAAAGUUUAGCUAUCCACUUACAGAAGGCUGCUUGCUUGGAUCGUUAACACUCCACUGAGCCUCCAGUAUUGCUCUGCUUUGCAGUAGUUCAGCAUCAGAAUUAAGAGAACAGAAUCAAAUGCUUCAUUUGAAUGCUAGACUGGACACUGGUAACACCUUGCCCAGCAAGGUAGUGACAAAAUCUACAGCCAUCCACAUUUAUUUCUGUGAUCAUGUUAUGGCCUUAAAGGAGGCCAUCAUAUUUCAGGAUGAUGUGAUUGAGGGGAUGAUGUGACUGAGAGCAGUCCUGUGCAGAAGGACUUGGGGGUGCUGAUUGAUGAGAAGCUCGACACGAGCCGGCAAUGUGUGCUCACAGCCCACAAGGUCAACCGUGUCCUGGGCUGCAUCAAAAGAAGCGUGGCCAGCAGGUCCAGGGAGGUGAUUCUGCCCCUUUAUUCCCAACUUCUAUCUUCAUUUCAGGGGACACGUUUCCUUACAGUCCCCAGGGCAGCUUAAACCAGCUGCCACCAUGGCACAAAAGUGCAUUGACUGCAACUGUCCACAAAGUCACAAAGCUAAGAUACCACCUCAAUCGCUGAAGUGUGCGCACUGUCCAUAGACGUUACAGCAAGAAGUGGUGCGCUGUAAACAGAGAAGAAGCAAAGGCGCUCUGAGAAACACCACACUUGGAGAAGAGCAAUACCAAACGUUUUAAUGCUGGAGCUGUGGGACAUGUAGCACGUAGGCAGCUGAAAGCAGAGCGAGUCUGCGAACAGGAUGAACAGCCUAACCAUCCAUAAACUAAGGAGCGCUCACCCACGAGGCUUGUAACCAAAAUACACUCUGGCAGCUUGGGA
Cuculus canorus (common cuckoo) is the source of this 8972-nucleotide messenger RNA. It is a transcript of the gene DUSP16, whose product is annotated as dual specificity phosphatase 16. Gene Ontology annotation, biological process: protein dephosphorylation; negative regulation of MAPK cascade. Gene Ontology annotation, molecular function: protein tyrosine/threonine phosphatase activity; MAP kinase tyrosine/serine/threonine phosphatase activity. Gene Ontology annotation, cellular component: cytoplasm; nucleus. The record is from RefSeq and is a predicted model, not a curated record. The transcript has 8 exons. Lineage: Eukaryota; Metazoa; Chordata; Aves; Cuculiformes; Cuculidae. Bases 589 to 2583 code for a protein of 664 amino acids.